Messenger RNA from Lathyrus sativus (Indian pea), 306 nucleotides. NCBI's taxonomy places the organism in Eukaryota, Viridiplantae, Streptophyta, Magnoliopsida, Fabales, Fabaceae. The record is from the annotation of a GenBank genome assembly.
AUGGGUUGCCAUGGAAGAACCACAACACCGACUCUCUUGAAAAGAAAUGAAGAAAUAACAAAACUCAAAAAAGAGCAUGUGGAUGAGGUUAGACAGUUUAAUGAUAGGAUACAAGAAAUGGAGGAGAAACGUCGUCAAGAUAAAGAAGAAAUGGAAAGAAAAAUGCAGCUGCUUCUUAAGGCCAUUUUGAAUCAAAACACCUCAGAGUUGAAUAUAGAGGCUCUCGCAGCUUUGGUAUCAUCCCCUGCAACUGAUGCUAAUAGUGUCUUGUGUUCUUCUACAUCAACACAUGCUCCAACUAAAUGA